AUGGUUCUGUACUACGACGCUCAUUACAGUAUGUUCCCCACACCUCAUCAGGAAACUUUUAACCCUUACCCUUACACAUCACAGCCUAUCCAGCAGGCUCCAUUAACUCACUAUGGGUCAGCUCAACAGGGUUACGAAGUGGGAUGUCCAGUGUCCGAGGCGAUGUUUCAGCAAGGCUGGCACGCUUCAUCCGUUUACCCGGUUUCUAGCAUCAACGGUUCUUCGUGUGCUCGUGCAUCUGUCCAACCUGUCAGUUACGAGGAGUGGCCUCAACCACAGUGUUCGCCGACAACUCCUGGCCCCUGUUCCAAUGUAGGUAUGCCGGUCAACUUGUCGUCGGCACCCGUUGGCCAGCCAUGUAAUUUUGGGCUACCGACCUACAGACCACAAGAGACAGUAACUAAUUUUCAAGGGUCAGUUAGCAUGGCGGACCUGGUUCAUCCAUGCUCUGACCUUGGAGCUGGCACUUCGACUGAUGGUUCUCUCUCUCCGUGCUCCGGAGUCGGACCUGGUUUGAUCCCCUCUCCAGGAAGUUCUCAUUCGUCUCGACCACCACCUACCCGGAGUCCUUACGAAUGGAUGACACGACCGUCAUAUCAACAGCAGGGACAGUUGAUACCAGGAAGAACUAGGACUAAAGACAAAUACAGAACAGUGUACACCGAUCAUCAGCGGUUAGAACUUGAGAAAGAAUUCCAUUACAGCCGUUACAUUACCAUCCGGCGGAAGACGGAGCUGGCUACCAUGUUAGGCCUAUCAGAUCGUCAAGUGAAAAUUUGGUUUCAAAAUCGCCGAGCUAAGGAACGAAAACAGGCGCGGAAAAAGGAAGAGAUUAUUCGAAAAGAGAAAGAUCAAGCUCAACACAACAUCAACUCGAUACCAGCCUUCAGUAUUGUAAACAAACCCGUUUCUACUGCAAUUAAUUUUGACUCAGGACAUUACACUUAG
Limulus polyphemus (Atlantic horseshoe crab) is the source of this 948-nucleotide messenger RNA. Its product is annotated as homeobox protein CDX-1-like. The transcript has 2 exons. Gene Ontology annotation, molecular function: RNA polymerase II transcription regulatory region sequence-specific DNA binding; DNA-binding transcription factor activity, RNA polymerase II-specific. Lineage: Eukaryota; Metazoa; Arthropoda; Merostomata; Xiphosura; Limulidae. Gene Ontology annotation, cellular component: nucleus. Bases 1 to 948 code for a protein of 315 amino acids. Gene Ontology annotation, biological process: animal organ morphogenesis; cell differentiation; embryo development. The record is from RefSeq and is a predicted model, not a curated record.